This is a messenger RNA of Phycodurus eques (leafy seadragon), 1878 nucleotides long. It is a transcript of the gene chst13, whose product is annotated as carbohydrate sulfotransferase 11. Gene Ontology annotation, biological process: proteoglycan biosynthetic process; carbohydrate biosynthetic process. Gene Ontology annotation, cellular component: membrane. Lineage: Eukaryota; Metazoa; Chordata; Actinopteri; Syngnathiformes; Syngnathidae. The transcript has 3 exons. The coding region runs from base 343 to 1359 and encodes 338 amino acids. The record is from RefSeq and is a predicted model, not a curated record. Gene Ontology annotation, molecular function: sulfotransferase activity.
GGGUUAACUGGGCACGGACCCUUUGGAAAGAAGCCACACGGGUGUCUAAAGUCCUUUGAAUAAAAUGCCUCCAAUGCUGUGACACUCGAGUCAGGGAGCCUUUUUUCCUCGCACGGGCUUCGGUACCGGAGCAACCUGCGCUGCUGACCCCGCGUCGUCAGAACUGGACAGGGCGAGGAUGUGUUGGAAGCUAAAGAGCAGCAAAGGUCGGAAAGACGGAUACCCGUGCUAAAGUGAACACCCAGUCUGAACCAAAAAAAAAAAAAAUUUAAAAAACACAUCUCUUCGCAUGAACCCCGACAGGAAUCGGUCGGCAACUCGGUCUCCUCCUGAGGACUCAGGAUGAGGAAGCCUAAAAUCAUUCGAAUGCUUUUCGCUCUAAGUCUAGGAUGCUUCCUUAUGGUCAUUUUCUAUUUCAACAGCAAUCUGAAACCAGCCUCGGAGGAACUUGGGGAAAGAAGCAGUGGGCAGAAACCCAGGAGGAGUCCUCUGCAGGCACUUUAUGAUGGUGACCAGGUCGAGUCAGCAGUGCAGGCAAUCCAUCAAGGCCGACGAGAGCUUUUAGAAGAAGCCUGCCAUUCCUACACUCGAAAACGUAGAGUCCUUAUCCCAGAUGAUCUUAAGCAUGUUAUCGUGGAUGACCAGCAUGGCUUGCUGUAUUGUUAUGUACCAAAAGUGGCCUGCACCAACUGGAAGCGAGUACUCAUGGUCCUGACUGGCGCCGCCAGAUCCCUCCGAGACCCAUUGGAGAUACCAGCAAAUGAGGCCCAUGUGUCAGGAAACCUGCACACCUUGUCUGAGUACUCCACCUCCCAAAUCAACCAACGCUUACGCUCCUACUUGAAGUUUGUGUUUGUACGUGAGCCAUUUGAGCGGCUCGUGUCCGCAUACCGCAACAAAUUCACACGAAGCUACAACACAGCUUUCCAUAAACGAUAUGGCACCAAGAUAGUGCGCCGGCACAGGCCCGACCCACAGCCAGAAGCUCUGGAGAAAGGCGACAAUGUCUCCUUUGAGGAGUUUGUGUAUUACCUUGUAGACCCAGCCACCCAGAUAGAGGAACCCUUCAAUGAGCACUGGGAACGGGUGCACUCACUGUGCCACCCCUGCCUAAUUCACUACGACGUAGUGGGUAAAUAUGAGACACUGGAGCAGGACUCCAACUAUGUGCUACAGCUGGCUGGAGUGGGGGACCAGGUCCAUUUCCCUGCCUCGUCCAAGAGCGCCAGGACUACAGGAGACAUGGCAGCACAGUUCUUCCACAACAUCAGCCCUUUCUAUCAAAAGAAGCUGUAUAACCUCUUUCGCAUGGACUUCCUGUUAUUUAACUACUCUGUGCCAUCAUACCUCAAGUUUUGAUGAGGCAGACGUGUUGUACUGUACAUCCAUAGAUGGUGUAUGAAGAUGCCGUUUUGACAACACUAAUAAACCAGAAUAUUAAUUACGAAGUACAAUACAGGUGAACCUCCACAUUGUACACAAUGUAGUUCAAAAGGAGGCGAAACUUGGUAAUAAUGGAUAUUUUACUGUAAAAAGUGAUCAAGUGAGUACUAGUCUGUGAUUGAGUGAACAAUUUCACUUUAAACUUGAAAUGUUUCUUUUUUUUUUUCCUGGUGGAUUUGCACAUUAAAUGUGAUCUCUUUGUUGGGGGCGAAGUUAUAAUAGCACAAUGAAAGUUUUAAAUUGCUUUUGGACAGAGAAUGUUUCAUACGUGACUUUUGAUGGUCAACCUUAAUUUGACACUAGAGAAAAUCAUUUCUGAAUGUGAGUGCGUUUCAUUUUGUAAUGUUGGACAAAAAUGUUUUUAUUUAUUGUUAUUUUGAUCUGCAUUACAUCAGACUGGCCAAAAACUUUUGUCACAAUUUUCAAAUAAAUGUU